AUGCAUACACCGGGAUCGUCUACGUCCGGUUACGCACUGCUGCUAAUCGUCCAGGUCGUGUUUAUAAUCGUGUUUGGAUUCUGUACCGAUUAUGCUAAAGAAUUGCUGCCCGUUAAAAAUGAAACGCUUCGAACCGCGUCGUCCGAACCUACGGAGUCUAAUCUACGCAAAUAUCCCCAUUUUCAAGACAUACACGUGAUGAUCUUUGCCGGCUUUGCCUUUCUGAUGACGUUCCUGAAGCGGUAUGGUUUUAGUGCCUCGGGACUAAAUCUGCUGGUGGCGUCCCUCGUCGUGCAGUGGGCUAUCAUAAUGCGCGGCUGUUACGAAAUGGAGGAUGGCAUCAUACCGAUCUCGUUGCAGAAUCUUAUCGGUGCGGACAUAGCCGCUGCGGCGGUACUGAUCAGUAUGGGUGCCUUGCUGGGACGCACGACUCCAAUCCAGCUGCUUGUAAUGGGCAUUUUGGAGAUCGCGAUCUUCGCCGGCAAUGAGUAUCUGCAGAUAGAGCUCGUUAAGGCGGCCGAUGUUGGUGGUUCAAUAACGGUGCACGCUUUUGGUGCUUACUUUGGGCUGGCGGUUAGCUUUAUGUUGCGUCCGAAGAAGGAGCAGGCAAAGGCGGGCCCACUGGAAGGUUCGUCGUACAAUUCGGACAUCAGUGCCAUGAUCGGUACGAUCUUUUUGUGGAUCUUCUGGCCUAGCUUUAACUCGGCACUGGUGGAUGGAGCUGAUCAGGAGCGUGCCAUUAUCAAUACGUAUCUUUCGCUUGCCGGUGCUACGGUGACUACAUUCGUACUGUCGGCACUGGUAUCGCACGACCACAAGCUGGACAUGGUGCAUGUGCAAAACUCUACCUUGGCUGGCGGUGUUGCCGUUGGUUCGAUCUGCAACCUGCUGAUCCACCCAUUCGGUGCACUGAUCGUCGGUGUUAUUGCCGGGGUCAUUUCGGUGCUCGGUUAUCGGUACCUUACGCCUGCCAUACUGUCCAACCUCCGCAUAGCUGACACGUGCGGAGUUCACAACCUGCACGGAAUGCCCGCAGUACUUUCAGCCAUUUUCUCCGCCAUUUAUGCCACGUUUGCCAGCGCCGAUACAUACGGCAGCUCAUUGGCUACGAUUUUCCCUGCCAUGCAGAAUCCCAACACCACCCACCACACAUCGGAAAUGGAACCACUCGAAUACGUCAUUGGAGGUUACGGUCGUUCCGGAGCGAAACAGGGAGCAUUCCAGCUGAUGGCGAUUGGUUUGACGAUGGCAAUUGCCAUCGCUGGUGGUUUGCUAACGGGAUUGAUACUCAAGUCACCCUCAGUUCGUCAGUUGGAAGAACAUGAGUUGCACAAAGAUGAUGCAUUUUGGGAAACGCCUGCGGAGGAUACGAAAAAUAGCACAGACACAAACGAAGCGACACAUCAGUAAGCAAGGAUUACAC
This is a messenger RNA of Anopheles maculipalpis, 1423 nucleotides long. RefSeq names its product ammonium transporter Rh type A (gene Rh50). Gene Ontology annotation, biological process: ammonium transmembrane transport; ammonium homeostasis. The record is from RefSeq and is a predicted model, not a curated record. Gene Ontology annotation, molecular function: ammonium channel activity. Gene Ontology annotation, cellular component: plasma membrane. The transcript is spliced from 5 exons. Bases 1 to 1410 code for a protein of 469 amino acids. NCBI's taxonomy places the organism in Eukaryota, Metazoa, Arthropoda, Insecta, Diptera, Culicidae.